UUUGUGAUUGGCCAUAACCUUUUCCGGUGGGGCAUCCGUCCAAGGACUGAGAAAAGAGACGUUAGCUAACAAAUUGUUCGUGACAGUGACGAAAGAACGUUUCUUCUUGAAAAUAUAUUUCAGAUCAAGAGAUCGGGAUGGCGUCCGGCAGUUCGAGCAGCGAGGAGGAGAGGAGCCUACGUGAGUGUGAGCUCUACGUGCAGAAGCAUAACAUCCAGCAGCUGCUGAAGGACUGCAUCGUGCAGCUGUGCACCUCCAGGCCCGACAGGCCAAUGGCUUUUCUCAAAGAGUACUUCGAGCGGCUAGAAAAGGAGGAGGUGAAACAGCAGCUGAGUCAGCAGAAGUCCAGCUCACGGUCGGACUCCCGCGAGGAUGAGAUCUCUCCUCCGAUGAACCCCGUGGUCAAGGGCCGGCGGCGGCGUGGAGCCAUCAGCGCAGAGGUCUACACCGAGGAGGACGCCGCCUCCUACGUCAGAAAGGUUAUCCCUAAAGACUACAAAACAAUGGCUGCCUUGGCUAAGGCCAUUGAGAAGAAUGUGCUCUUUGCCCACCUUGAUGACAAUGAAAGAAGCGACAUUUUUGAUGCCAUGUUCUCCGUCACCUACAUUGCUGGAGAAACAGUCAUUCAACAAGGUGAUGAGGGGGAUAACUUCUAUGUUAUUGAUCAAGGUGAAAUGGACGUGUAUGUGAAUAAUGAGUGGGUCACCAGCAUUGGCGAGGGCGGCAGUUUUGGUGAGCUGGCGCUCAUCUAUGGCACCCCCAGGGCGGCCACAGUCAGAGCCAAGUCCAACGCGAAACUGUGGGGCAUCGACAGAGACAGCUACAGGAGAAUACUCAUGGGCAGCACUUUGAGGAAGAGGAAGAUGUAUGAGGAGUUCCUGAGCAAAGUAUCAAUCCUUGAGUCUCUGGAUAAGUGGGAGCGUCUUACGGUGGCCGACGCUCUGGAGACAGUGCAGUUUGAGGACGGACAGAAGAUUGUUGUGCAGGGAGAGCCUGGGGACGAGUUCUUCAUUAUCCUGGAGGGAACAGCUGCUGUGCUUCAGAGGCGGUCAGAGAAUGAGGAGUUUGUGGAGGUCGGAAGACUGGGGCCCUCCGACUACUUUGGUGAAAUCGCUCUGUUGAUGAACCGCCCGCGCGCUGCCACCGUGGUCUCCCGUGGACCGCUGAAGUGUGUGAAGCUGGACCGUCCGCGUUUCGAGAGAGUGCUCGGCCCCUGCUCAGAUAUACUGAAGAGGAACAUCCAACAGUACAACAGCUUUGUCUCCCUGUCCGUCUGAACCUGAAGCUGCCCCUGCCCUCCGUAACACACCCCCACCCCCCAUUCCUAGUUUGAUCCCCUGUGCCACAGGGUCCACCAAUGCAAAUCUGCUUUAUUUUCUUACUUCUGGAAUAUGUUCCAACACCCAUGUGCCCACAUGUGUCGUUUCUUCUUUAGUGUCUCUCUCUCUCUCUCUCUCUCUCUCUCUCUCUUGCUCUCUUCUCUUUAUUUUUUUAUUUUCUUCUUUUUGGUAAUCUGCUUUCAUGUUGCAUCGUCACUUCUCCAUGUGGCAGUUUGUUAGGACGUCUCUUUUAUAGGGCCGUCUGUCAGUCCCGUUGUGCCAGAGAUGUUUUUUAAACACACGAGAAUAUUGUGUGUGCUGUCUUGAGAGGUAAAUCAAACACCUUACUUCCUAAAGCAUUUCCUUAAAAAGGCACCCUGCUCUGGGGCUCAUUGACAACAGAGAAGGAACCGUCCCCUUCCGCUAAACAGAUACGAAGUUCUGAGUUCAAUUUAAACUGUAUUUUUCUGAAUAUUAUUUAAAUUUUUUGGAUUCUGUCUCGUAUUUUACGACUUUGAGUACGUUAGGUAAGCCAAAGGCAAGUUGCUGUCUUGUUUUCUGUGUUCAGUUUGUAAACCUAUAGCUAAUGGAAGGGUACUAAAGUCAUAUGCACCAUUCUGAAUCAUGGUGUUUAUGUUUUUGCUUUUUAAUUGUUCUAGUUGCACAUAUACAGCAUAUAUAAAAUGAAUCUAUAUACAUAUUAGAUGCAAAAUGACCAUAACCAUAUUUUUUGCACAGUUUGUUAUAUAAAUAUAUAUAAAUAUGAAUAUACAUCUGUAGAUAUAUAUGGAAAAACUAUUUCUAUGCGCCUGCUGUUUUUUUAUUUUUUGCUUUUGGUUUCAUUAUUUCUUUUAGUAGGUUUGGUGAGUCUCGCUGGAUCCAUCAAUUGUCCCAUCGCCGUUCAUUUUAGUAGUAACAUUAAAAUCCCAUUGUCCCUAGCAGUGACCUCAGGCCAGAUCUGACAGUCUCUACCCCACGUCCUGAAAGAUGUUUUCUCCUCACUCAGAAAGUAUGUGCAUCAUUGUUUCAUACGUAGUUUCUUUCUCCACGGCGCAGGCCAGUCCCAAAUAAGUGCCAAAUACCGGGUGAUGGUCUUCGUUCCACAGCAGAGGAAGAGGGAAGGGUCUACGCUCCAGUGCUGCUGUUGGUUCUGCCACAGUAGUUUGCGAUGGGGGUCUGCCAUGUCCGCUGCUGUAAAUAAACGUGGGUGUUCUGACAUGGAUUGGUGUGUUUGUGAGGUAUUCAAUGAGAGCGUGCCAUUUGGACAGAAGUUAAAUUGGCCUUUUGCCAAGUCCAAGGCAAAACACCCUACCCAAAAUCCCCCAAAGUGUAUUAGUUGUUUUUGCACCCUCAAACAGUGUUAACGUCUGGUUAUCUUUGUGGGAGGAAGUUGCUGAGAAUGAUGUCAUCAGCUGUGUGACCCUGGCUGCCUGGGCUGAGGUGUCGCUCCCCAAGUCUUAAGAGAAUUACAGUAUUGAUCAGGUUCCUGUUACAUCCAUCUGAGCGCGUGAGAGUUUGCGUGUGUUGCCACUGGUUCUGGUCCGAUGUAUGGGUCAGCAUGUCUAUAUACCGUGCAGUGGCUCGGGGCGUUAAAGGAUUGUGUCACUGAAUGUUCGAAACGUAGGUCCUGGCUCCAGGGCAUACGGUAACAUACAUGUCUUGUGUUAUAUGGUGUAGUAGUUAGUGCACAGUGCCAUAAGAAAUUGUUGCUUCCCUCUCUUUCCCUCUGUUAUUGAUUUCCUUCUGUUUCUGUCGCUGAUCAUAGUGAGUGAUGUUUAGGAAGCAUGCCACACAUGCCUCAGUCACACCUGAAAAGAUGUGUUCAGUGGUCCUAAUUCCUUUGGCUUUUUACACGUUUUUACCUGUACUUUUAUUUAAUUAAUUUUACAUUUUUAUUUUUUUUAGAACUUACAAGCUCUAAAGCAUUUCCUAAUUAU
This is a messenger RNA of Alosa alosa (allis shad), 3256 nucleotides long. RefSeq names its product protein kinase, cAMP-dependent, regulatory, type I, alpha (tissue specific extinguisher 1) a (gene prkar1aa). Gene Ontology annotation, molecular function: cAMP-dependent protein kinase regulator activity. Gene Ontology annotation, cellular component: cAMP-dependent protein kinase complex. The transcript is spliced from 11 exons. Gene Ontology annotation, biological process: regulation of protein phosphorylation. NCBI's taxonomy places the organism in Eukaryota, Metazoa, Chordata, Actinopteri, Clupeiformes, Clupeidae. The coding region runs from base 138 to 1277 and encodes 379 amino acids. The record is from RefSeq and is a predicted model, not a curated record.